AUGGUAAUGUAUUGGAUACGGUAUGUUAUGGCAUACCGUAUAAUAGGCUGUAUAAUAUUGUUCGUGUUUUUCUGUAAUCUGAUUUUGGUCGCACGAUUUAUUGACUGGCAAUUACCUGUACAACUAAUUAAUCUACAGGAUCCCAGUUGGGUUGAUAAUGAGGGAGUAUAUCAGUCGCAGAUUAUUGUCGAUAGGUUUUCAUCUUGUGAACUUCUCUCUGGACCAUUGACAGUAAAUGCUUUAUCCAGAAUGAAAACGGAGGAAUGUCGCGCAAAAGCUCGUGAUAUCGUUUGUCAUAUUAAUCAGCUGAUACCUGAUUCACUUCCGAAUACAUGCCCAAAAUACGAUGAUAAAUUACGUGGUCGUUAUGUGGGCUGUUUUAAAGAUUCACCGAAUUCUCGUCUUCUUAAUGGACAUUUUUAUAUGUUUAAAAAUAAUUCACCAUCAUACUGUGUAAAUAUGUGCCUUCGAGCAGGUUAUAGUUUUGCAGCUAUUGAAUAUCGUGAAGAAUGUUUCUGUGGUGAGACAUUGACAAAUGCCGUUUCACUUCCGGAUAUAUCAUGCGAACAGUAUCACUGUGAUGAUGAUAGCUUGUUUUGUGGUGGUUAUAAUGCAGCUGCGCUUUAUCGUACUGGUGUAAUUGGUAGGUAG
Acanthocheilonema viteae is the source of this 651-nucleotide messenger RNA. The record is from the annotation of a GenBank genome assembly. NCBI's taxonomy places the organism in Eukaryota, Metazoa, Nematoda, Chromadorea, Rhabditida, Onchocercidae.